Molecule: messenger RNA, 3488 nt
Organism: Amoebophrya sp. A120
Lineage: Eukaryota; Dinophyceae; Syndiniales; Amoebophryaceae
Source: the annotation of a GenBank genome assembly
CACAAAUUCUAUUGCAUACAAUUUGCAAACUCUAAUACAGGGACCCGAGGUGUAGCAGCGGUUACAAACCGCUUUCGAACACGGAAGGUUCACCAAGGAAGCGCACUACAGAAAAGCCCCGUAAUAAAUAAGUACAGCCCUUGUAGCGGACUUAAAGACUCUACUAUAGCCCUCGACAGAGCACUCUUCUAUUUGAUCGUAACUCAAACAACUAUUGACAGCUUAGCUUCGAUAUUGUUACACAUCAAUAAAAGUGGAGUUUUCUUCAUCAUAAGUACCCACCACGCUAUCAGUGCAGAACCUUUUAGUCCUCAUCCUCAAGUUGUGCUCGUAUUUGUUUUAGGAACGCCAAAAUAGUAUACACUUGUGUGCUGUGAGCGACUUCGCGCUACUUCAUCCAAAUUUUGUACCGCACCUGAGCUGCAGACUGACUCCAUCAACAUUGUUGUCCGAAAACAACUCUACUUUCAAUCAAAAUCAAAUCGAAAUUCCAUUGUACAUUAGUUGAGCAGCAAUCCAGGUGAUUGUCAACAAAAUCCUAAAAGAACGCAGAUCAACAAAGUAAAUCCUCCAACACAAAAAAAGAAAAUCCACACACGACAUUUCAUUUAAGUGAGCUAUUUCUUUUGCUACCCGCCCAGUAGUAUUUUUUCAUCCUCCACGAACCAAAUUUCGAAACCCCCGGGUAGACGACAACCUCCACGACGAAUUUCUCCAGCGUCGCUCUAUUCUGACAGCAUCAUCAUCUAACUAUUCUGAUUGCGACAAGAACCAAACUUUUGCAGGGACGAGGACGAGAAAUCAGAAAGAAAAAAAACAAAAAUAAUAGCAACAACAUCAGCUGCUUUUUUUUGAUCAUUCAGAGUCAUCCUCUGUCGCGACCUGCGUCUCCUUUGUGCGCCACAGUGUCGCACGGAGCAGGUCCGCGACACCUAGAGUUUGAUUUCUUGAUAUUAGACUAUUUUUGUUUUUCUGAUUCAAGGAUCAUUAUAGGCUAAAGCUUCCAUCUGAUAUCCCUAGGUGUAAGACCACAACUACAGCACCAAGUUCGAUAACGAGCUAGAGUUUGAGUUUGAAAUUAAUAAGUGCUCUUCCUGCACAUUGCUAAAUUAGAAUAACAUCCGAACAACCACAACUACCAUGGCGACUGUGCAACCAGUAGAAGAUCUCCUUUUGUUGGAGCAGGCAGAGGUAGAUAUGCCUUUGCAGCGCAGCAGCGUGGAGCUCAGCAUAGACGAAAUGCUUCUCAGCAUCGAAGGUAGGGCCUCCACCGGUGGCAACAAAACCAAGUCGCAAAAGAAGCGGGAGAAGCGAAAGGGAAAGCUCGUCCAGGCGAGUACCGCCGUCGAAGCUGCAGCAACAGGAGCAGCAGUGUCUACCACACCGCAAGUCUUCGCCGGUGCUGAUAUUCCGGGUCCGGGUUGUUCACCCAUGAAGAGUACGAAGACCCGACGGAGUAGCCAGCUGCUGACGACUCUAGUCGAGAACAGUUGCUGUGCACCAGGAGGCGGCGCAUCGCUCGCAAACCAUGGGUCUUCUUGUGUCGCUUCUUCUAGCGCACCAGGAGUUACGGUCACUUCGAAAACUGCGAUGGCGCACCCAGCCGUCGCACGGCGCACGGUGACCGAAGAGGAUUUGUCCGCGUUGCUGCUCCACCAGAAGACUUCUUCACCGUGCAAAGGUAUGAAAAGUCGGGCGCCCGGCGCUCCUGCGCGUACUCCAUGCAAUAGGAUCGCGGCUCAACAACACCUGAAGCAGCAGGACAACCAGCACCAAAACGGCGGAAAAUACUUUUCUUCCGAACUUUUCGAGGAUCUUCAGGACGGGAACUACAGUGAGGAGUCCCUAACACGAAGCAGCACCGCUGCUGGCGGCGUGAAUCAUGUUGCUGACGCCUGUACAACUGUCCAGGAACAGCUGCGGAACGUGUCGCAGCUGUCGCUCCUGGAGUUGGCGGAAAUUCCAAGGAAGUCGCUGCUGGACAAGGAUUGCGACGCUUUGCUGCAGCAAUCCAACGAUCCGACGCUGGUAGACGACCUGCGGGCGAGUGAGUACGGCGAAGGCGCGGCCACUUGUGUCGUUUUUAGAAAAAUUUCCACGCAGGACGACAUUCUGGAGCAGGUACGUCGACGACGCGUUCGUUGUUUCUCUUUUAUACGAUCAUUUUUACAGUCCAACUCCCUAAAAUCAUCAGUGUGUUGUUAGUGCUUGCUUUUUUGAACCACACCAAGAUGCAAGAUGCACCAAAUUAUUCCAACACAGAUCCUCGCAUCCGAGCUGGAACGCCACAGCCAAUGCCAGAGCCACGCUCCUCUCUCCGGCGAUUCCCCGAGCACCCCCUCCACCCGUGUUCCGGACAUCUCCCCGGCCGUGUUAACCGGGGCGCACGACCAGUCCAUGUCCUCCGAUGUGCCAUGUCUCUCCCUGUCCCCAACCCUAAGCGCUGGUGCCUCAGCGAUCACCCCCACAGCGACUGCGACGCCAGCGACUAGUAGUAGUACGAGAAACGACCACCCCGAAGAAGUGAAGAGGAUAAAGCUGCUUCCAGGCGACGUCGAAGGAGGUAGUUCUCUAGCAGCACUGCCAGCGAUAUUACACACAAAAACUGCGGUUGAUGACGCUACGACCGUCGAAGCGGACACCAGUUCCGCUCCGGUCGAGGAGGAAAUAGCGGAAAAGCUCACCAGCAAACAGCCAUCUGUGAAGGCGAAGAAAGAGGAUGUACUGAUUUUUUACAGCUUUCAUUUUCAUAAUUUUUCUUGUGAGUUGUUCAUGGCUCGUCGCGUAACGUAAUUUAGUUAGUAGUACUUGGCUGCACGACUUGUCGCCGUCCACGUGGUCCUGCAAAUAGCUUAUAGAUAGUUCACCUAGAAGCUAGAUUAGGACCCCCGAAAAACAAAAUAAAACAGCUGACCUUCCACGUCGAUCUGCGGCCGAACAACAGGGAGACGCUGUCGGAGCUGGAGCUGGGCCUGGUUGAGCAGACCAAGCAGCUUUUUAAUUCCGAGUUCGAGGAAGACUUCGCGACCCAGUGCAGCAAGAAGGGCGGCUACCGCCUGACGAUCAUGACGGAGAAGGACACGAACGAGGUCUGCAGCUUCGUCAUGUACAAAAUCAACCCGAAGGAGAAAUGCUUGUCCAUCGCCCACGUGGCGGUUCCCGCGUCGAAGCGGCGGCGGGGGUUCGGGAAAAUCAUGAUGCAGUGGGUGAUCAAGUACGCCAAGAAGCAGCCGCGCUCCAACGUCGCCUUCCUCGCCCUGUCCAGCAUGCCGGGCAGCAUCAAGUUCCACCAGAGUCUCGGCUUCAAGAAGGACAAGAAAAUGAUGAACAAGUCGAAAGACAGUAGUACUUCUACUUCGCCUCUGUCGCCGCGAGGAGGUGGUGGUGGAGUGGAGAAUCUUCAGAUGAACAAUCCGGCGAACGAAGAUGAAAUUCAGUACGCGGAAGGACAAGUCUACAUGACCUACCCCAUCAAGGGCGGACGAUGA